AUGUCCUCACUGACCAUUCAAAUCCCUUCCUCUGAUUUCUCAGGAAGUGACACACAAUCCACACAAUCUAGCCACAAGUCCAACCAUCAAUCCAGCACCACUAGCUUUUCACCUAAGCAACCCAAGGUCAACUUAUCCAGCUCUCCUCCUCCCAGAGCCUUGUAUACACCACGUGCUUAUAACAGAAAAAAGUACCAGGUUGCGCUUGAGCAUAAAAUUACAAUCAGAAGACUUGAGCGUGGCUCGUGUUCUUUGCCGGCCCCUUGUGCAGUGAAACAAGCAGAGAAGCUGUUAAGGCAUGGUCUUGCCACUUUGUCGGACAGCGCAAUCAAGAAGGCCACUUCUCUCAAGUACCUUGGAAGAUCAAGGAGAAAAAAUGUGCAGUCAAUUUUAGUUCAGGGUGAAAAUGAGAUGUUGUUAUCUGUUGCUGAUGCGGAGUUGGACACCUUGAAAGAACAUCUCAACAUAUGUGGGCUUGAGAUGGAGAAAGAGGACAUGGAGGCCUUUCAGGCUCUCCAGGACAGGAAUGCUAUUGAUUUUAAGAGCAUUUCUGAAGAAAUUCAACAGGUGGAAGUCUAUGUGCUGGCUUGUGGUUUGUCUUUAUCUAUGGGUAGUAUGGGUCAUGGCAUUCCUAUGGAGGAUCUCCCGCCUGUGCAUCUGCCAUACGACUGUGAUUUGGGUCAGCUCAGUGGCGUGGAUGAGCCUGAUUCAACUGAUGAUGAUUCAGACAGCAAUUCAUCGGAACCACGAGGAAGCCCUCCUGAUCGUUGUGUUUGA
Serpula lacrymans var. lacrymans S7.9 is the source of this 777-nucleotide messenger RNA. RefSeq lists its product as uncharacterized. The transcript is spliced from 3 exons. Lineage: Eukaryota; Fungi; Basidiomycota; Agaricomycetes; Boletales; Serpulaceae. The record is from RefSeq and is a predicted model, not a curated record. The coding region runs from base 1 to 777 and encodes 258 amino acids.